UAAAAAUUCAAAUUUAUGUUUGCAAUAUUUUACGGAUAACAGUGUAAAGUAUGGGUAAUCUCCAGUCUGGACAGCAAUCCUCUACAAUCUUGCAAGAUGAAGAAGAUGAAGUGGAGAGCUCUAAUGUGGAGGAAAACAGCAGUAAAGGGAAGAACCAGGCUGUUACACCAGAAGAACACACCCCUGGUCAGGCUGGAGAUGUAGGUCAACACGCAGCCCUUGAAGAUGUAGAAAUAACUGCUGAUGAUGGUGUGUUCCAAGAAGAUUCCCGACCAGGCAGUAGUUUACAGGAAGAUGAAAAGGAGGAGCCACUGGUCUGGGACGUCGACACCUCAGACUUUAACAAACCUAAACGAUCAAAACCUAAACUCAAACUAGGGAUGCCCAAGUUGAAAUCUCCAAGGAGAUCUGCUAAGAAACUUGAAGAAGAGUCUGAAACAGUUGCCGUGGAAACAGACCCAAACAUUCCAUCAUGCUCGGCUACCAUAGAAACUAUGUCUCAACGCAAGGUGCUGGAUAUGAAACGGUGGUUCUGUAUCAGCAGACCGCAGUACAAGAAAUCUUGUGGAAUAUCUUCAUUAGUGUCUUGCUGGAACUACCUCUUCUCAACCCUUGGCGCUGGUACAUUGAAGCCAAUCACACAGGAAGAAGCUCUUACAAUACUGGAUUUUAAACCACCAUUUGAGGAAAUUCGCUUUGGCCCUUUCACUGGAAAUGCUACUCUUAUGAGAUGGUUUAAGAAACUAAAUGAUCAUUAUGGUGUCCGUGGAAGCAGCCAUUUCUUCUACAAACCAAUGGGAAGGAAUAAAACAUAUGGGGUGUCAUCAGAUGAGGCUUUACUUAAGUUAAAGAAGAGUUUAAAGCAGGAUGACAUUGCCUUUAUUUACCACUGCCAGAACCAUUACUUCUGCCCUAUGGGAUAUGAGGAUGUGCCGGUUAAGGCUGUUGAUGCUUAUAAAGCUAAACUUGACCAAACUGAUGUUGACACUUGGAUAUUGAUAGGUGAACCAAGUAGGAAGCAGCCAUGCAUCCAUUCCAUCAGAUGGGAAGAUAUUAGCACUGACCUCAACAAUGGGAACCCUGAUUAUAUCGAUAUCCGCAGAUUAUGGAAAGGACCCCUUAAGCGCAAUACCAAAAAAAUUGGAGGUAAUCUUCACUGCAUUAUGGCAUUCCAGCGUAACAAAAUUCAAACUGUAAAAACGGCAAAAACUGAAACGUUCAUGGACCGUUUCCAACGUUUCGGAUCAAUGCGUUCCACCAAGAAGAAACAGGAUGCGGUUGCUAUGGUUACGGAUCAAGAAAAAAUGGCGACUGAUGGUUCAGGCUCUGAAUUUAGCAUUGAUGUGGAAAUGACAGAGGAGCAGCCUGAAGAGGACACAACUGAAUCCCUGCACUCAGAUUCUUCAAGUGAUUAA
Molecule: messenger RNA, 1415 nt
Organism: Owenia fusiformis
Lineage: Eukaryota; Metazoa; Annelida; Polychaeta; Sabellida; Oweniidae
Source: the annotation of a GenBank genome assembly